AAAAUGGGGGUAGUUGAAGAAGCUCACAACGUGAAAGUGUUGGGAUCGGGCACGCGGUUCAUAGUUCUGGCUCACGGGUUUGGCACGGACCAAUCCGUGUGGAAACACCUCGUACCUCAUCUCCUCGACGAGUUUCGUGUCAUAAUCUACGACAACAUGGGAGCUGGUACCACUAACCCCGAUUAUUUCGAUUUUGAGCGCUAUUCAACUUUAGAAGGCUACGCUCACGACUUGCUCGCUAUCUUAGAAGAGCUUCGAGUUCAUUCCUGCAUCUUUGUUGGUCACUCAGUUUCCGCUAUGAUCGGUACUAUUGCUUCUAUUUCUCGCCCCGAUUUAUUCGCCAAGAUCAUCAUGAUCUCCGGUUCCCCUAGGUAUUUGAACGAUGUGGAUUACUUUGGAUCGUUUGAGCAGGAAGAGUUGGAUCAGUUAUUCGAUGCUAUGGGGGCGAAUUAUAAAGCGUGGUGUUCAGGGUUUGCUCCAAUGGCUGUUGGAGGGGACAUGGAGUCGGUGGCGGUUCAAGAAUUCAGCAGAACCUUGUUCAAUAUGAGGCCAGACAUUGCUUUGAGUGUGUUGCAGACCAUUUUUCAAAGUGACAUGAGGCAAAUUUUAAGCCUUGUUACUGUCCCAUGCCAUAUUAUACAAAGUAUGAAGGACUUGGCGGUUCCGGUGGUGGUGGCGGAGUACCUCCACCAACACCUUGGCGGCGAGUCCAUCGUCGAGGUCAUGUCAACGGAGGGUCAUUUGCCGCAAUUAAGCUCGCCGGAUAUCGUUAUUCCGGUGCUGCUCAGACACAUUCGCCAUGAUAUUGCGGCUUGAGGGUGAUGGUGAUGGCUACAUUAUUGAGCUUUUAAAAAAAUAAAAAUUUGAAAGAGGAUCGCUAUUUUAUCUUUUGUGUCUGUUUCCUAGAUGACGAAAUGGGGUUUGGCGCACAUGCAUGUUCCCCUCAACUGUGUAUUGCUGGCUGUUGAGUGCAAUUUAAUUUAAUUGUGGUAGGUGAUACAACUCAAUCGUACUGGGCAUAGUCU
Gastrolobium bilobum is the source of this 1025-nucleotide messenger RNA. RefSeq names its product probable esterase D14L. Gene Ontology annotation, biological process: response to karrikin. The transcript has 2 exons. The record is from RefSeq and is a predicted model, not a curated record. NCBI's taxonomy places the organism in Eukaryota, Viridiplantae, Streptophyta, Magnoliopsida, Fabales, Fabaceae. Bases 4 to 816 code for a protein of 270 amino acids.